AUGGGCUCCGUUCUACUAGAAACCACCCUCGGCAACAUAGUCAUUGAUGUGCAUGCCGAAGUUGCACCUGUGGCGAGCUACAACUUUCUCAAGCUGAGCAAAAUCAAGUUCUACGUUGGAUCGCUGUUCUUCAACGUGCUCAAGGGCUUUGUGGUUGAGACGGGCGAUCCGGUCGGCAUCGGCUGUGGCGGCACCUCGGUGUUUGGCCUCUUGGGCAAACCGCCACCACUACCGAUGGCGGCAAAGAUGGCUCCCGCCGCUCCAGCAUCUGACGAGGGUGUGGCGCAGGGCCAGGUGCUGGCAGAGUGCGAGGGCGGAUCGCAGGUGCUAGCCGGUAUGGAUUCGGCGCAUCGCUGGUUCGGCGACGAGAUCUCCGUCCUGCUUCGGCAUGACGCGCGCGGCGCGGUGGCAAUGGCCAACAAGGCGCCCGGUAAGAACGGCUCGCAGUUCUACAUUACGCUUGCGGAUCGUUCUGCCUCUCUGGACGCGCUCAACGGGAAACACACCGUGUUUGGGCAGGUUGCCGAAGGCUUUGACGUUCUCGACGCGCUUGACGCCGCCGUUGUCGACGACGCGGGACGGCCGUUCCAUAACCUCCGAAUCCGCGACACCCAUGUGCUUGUCGAUCCGUUUCCGGACCCACCGGGCCUUGCGGCGCUUGCGCCGGUUGAGCUCCGCUCACCAUGGCGCUUCCGUCCCGCCGAGACGGCACUCUUUGGUGACUCGCGCAUCGACGACUCUGAGGCCGAGACGACCGCGCUGGCAGCCGCUGAGGCUGAAGCCGACGCCGAGGGCGAAGACGCUGAAGAGCGCAGGCUUGCCCGCGAGGCUCGCAAGCGUGCACAAGUCCUCGAGAUCAUCGGCGAUCUGCCGUCGGCCGACGUCGCGCCGCCAGACACCGUCCUGUUUGUUUGCAAGCUCAAUCCGGUGACCCAGGACGACGAUCUGCACACCAUCUUCUCGCAGUUUGGACCCAUUGUCGAGUGCGCCGUCGUCCGCGACCGUGCCACUGGCGACUCACUCUGCUACGCCUUUAUCGAGUUUGCCACCAAGGACGACUGCGAGCGCGCGUACUUUAAGAUGGACAAUGCCCUCAUCGACGACCGCCGCAUCAAGGUUGACUUUUCACAGUCGCACCCGCCGCUCUCGCCCGCCUCCCACCGCCCGCCCCCCACCUACCCGUCUUGA
Molecule: messenger RNA, 1188 nt
Organism: Thecamonas trahens ATCC 50062
Lineage: Eukaryota; Apusomonadida; Apusomonadidae
Exons: 3
Coding region: 1-1188 (395 amino acids)
Biological process (GO): protein peptidyl-prolyl isomerization
Cellular component (GO): nucleus
Molecular function (GO): peptidyl-prolyl cis-trans isomerase activity; RNA binding
Source: RefSeq, a predicted model, not a curated record